Molecule: messenger RNA, 1449 nt
Organism: Phodopus roborovskii (desert hamster)
Lineage: Eukaryota; Metazoa; Chordata; Mammalia; Rodentia; Cricetidae
Gene: Wdr77
Product: WD repeat domain 77
Exons: 10
Coding region: 197-1225 (342 amino acids)
Biological process (GO): oocyte axis specification
Cellular component (GO): methylosome
Molecular function (GO): protein binding
Source: RefSeq, a predicted model, not a curated record
CCAACAACCCAAACUGAAAUCCCGCUGCGGGAAGGGCAGAAGGAAGGCGAGCUGGAGGUGUAGGCGCAAUUCUCGCGAGGAGUGUAGCGUAUCCCUCAGAGGGGCGGAGGCGCAGAGGCGCACCACGUGUGGGGCUCCGCCAGCGCCGAGUCGGCAUCGCUUAGGUUGGGUCUAGGUUGGGUUUGGAAUCGUGGAGAUGCGGAAGGAAACCCCAACCCCACUCGUGCCGCCGGCGGCCCGCGAGUGGAACCUGCCCCCUAAUGCACCCGCUUGCAUGGAACGGCAGUUGGAAGCUGCGCGGUACCGGUCUGAUGGUUCGCUUCUGCUCGGGGCUUCCAGUCUGAGUGGUCGCUGCUGGGCCGGCUCGCUCUGGUUUUUCAAGGAUCCGAGUGCGGCCCCCAACGAAGGCUUCUGCUCUGCGGGCGUCCAGACUGAAGCCGGAGUAGCUGACCUCACUUGGGUGGGGGACAAAGGUAUCCUAGUGGCUUCUGAUUCAGGUGCUGUUGAAUUGUGGGAACUAGAUGAGAAUGAGACACUUAUUGUCAGCAAGUUCUGCAAGUAUGAGCAUGAUGACAUUGUGUCUACUGUCACUGUCCUGAGCUCUGGCACACAAGCUGUCAGUGGUAGCAAAGACUUCUGCAUCAAAAUCUGGGACCUGGCUCAGCAGGUGUCACUGAAUUCAUACCGAGCUCAUGCAGGACAGGUCACCUGUGUUGCUGCCUCUCCCCACAAAGAUUCCAUGUUUCUUUCAUGCAGUGAGGACAGUAGAAUUUUGCUCUGGGAUACCCGCUGUCCCAAGCCAGCAUCACAGAUGGGCUGCAAUGCCUCUGGCUACCUUCCUACCUCCCUGGCUUGGCAUCCUCAGCAGAGUGAUGUCUUUGUCUUUGGUGAUGAAAAUGGAUCUGUCUCCCUUGUAGACACCAAGAAUGCAAGCUGUACCCUCAGCUCAGCUGUGCAUUCCCAGUGUGUCACUAGGCUGGUGUUCUCUCCACACAGUGUUCCCUUUCUGGCUUCCCUGAGUGAAGACUGCUCACUUGCUGUGCUGGAUUCAAGCCUUUCUGAAGUGUUUAGAAGUCGAGCCCACAGAGACUUUGUGAGAGAUGCUACGUGGUCUCCACUUAACCACUCCCUCCUUACCACAGUUGGCUGGGACCAUCAAGUCAUCCACCAUGUUGUGCCCAUAGAGCCUCUCCCAGCCCCUGCACCAGAGAAUGCUGCGGAGUAGAAUGGAUUUCAGAAAAGAAACAAGCCCUCCACCUGCAAGACUCUACUUGCUUGCCCCUGCCUCCCAAUUGUGUGAGCACAGGAGCCUUGUAGAGUAUGUUAUUCUCUAGUCCCAUGCAGUAAACAGGCAGAUUCUCAGCCUGAGGGAGGCUGCAGCCCAUAGUGACUAGGAGGAAAAACGUCCUUUAUAAAGGGUAUAUGUGGGAGAGCACAUGUGUAUGAGUG